Messenger RNA from Anopheles arabiensis, 1752 nucleotides. It is a transcript of the gene Trm7-32, whose product is annotated as putative tRNA (cytidine(32)/guanosine(34)-2'-O)-methyltransferase 1. Gene Ontology annotation, biological process: tRNA methylation; cytoplasmic translation. Gene Ontology annotation, cellular component: cytoplasm. Lineage: Eukaryota; Metazoa; Arthropoda; Insecta; Diptera; Culicidae. The transcript has 4 exons. The coding region runs from base 118 to 1041 and encodes 307 amino acids. Gene Ontology annotation, molecular function: tRNA methyltransferase activity. The record is from RefSeq and is a predicted model, not a curated record.
CAAGUGCAGAUGAAAAAACCGCACGCAUCAACAACACAUUUUUCCUCUAGCGAUAGUACUGGGGAAAACAAUUAUUAAGAGGAGAAGUGUCCAGUGGUUGCAGUAAAACAAUAUAAAAUGGGUAAAACUAGCAAAGACAAGCGCGAUAUCUACUAUCGCCUAGCGAAGGAAGAAGGUUGGCGGGCGCGCAGCGCAUUCAAGCUCAUUCACAUUGACGAAGUGUUCCAGAUAUUUGACGGUGUAACGCGAGCGGUCGACCUGUGCGCCGCCCCGGGCAGCUGGAGCCAGGUGCUGUCGAAGCGGCUGUACGAAAGCCGCGAUCCGGCGGAGCGGGAUGAGGUGAAGAUCAUCGCCGUGGACCUGCAGACGAUGGGUCCGCUGCCGGGCAUUAUCCAGCUCCAGGGUGACAUUACCAAGCUGAGCACGGCGGAAGCAAUCAUCGAACACUUUGGCGACCAGCAAAAGGCUCAGCUCGUUAUCUGCGACGGUGCACCGGAUGUGACUGGUUUGCACGAUAUCGACGAAUACAUCCAGUCGCAGCUGCUGCUGGCGGCACUGAACAUAACGACACACGUGCUCACGCCGGGCGGUACGUUUGUGGCGAAGAUCUUCCGCGGCAAGGAUACGUCGCUGCUCUACUCGCAGUUGCGGAUAUUUUUCGAGCGAGUCACUAUCGCCAAACCGCCCAGCUCGCGAAACUCCAGCAUUGAGGCGUUCGUGGUGUGUCAGGACUACAGGCCACCGGAGGGCUACGUGCCGCAGCUUAUCAAUCCCAUGCUGGACGACGUUCAGGUGAUAGCGUGCGAAACGAGCGCUCCCGUCAAUCGGUCGAUCGUACCGUUUCUGGUGUGUGGUGAUCUGCGCGAAUUUGAUUCCGACAUGUCGUACAGUUUAAAUAUUGAUCCGGAAAAGGAUUACGAGUAUCGGGACGUGGUGCAGAAGCCACUUGCGCCGGCCUACAGUGAGGUACUGGAGCGGAUGAAAACGACCUCCCUCAAGCAUGGCAGCAUAAAGGUGGAAGCGGAUAAAAAGAAGGAUUAAAUAAAAUCAUUCUUCGAAGUAUUCACUUUUACAACCAUAUCAAACACGGACACUCCACGAAUAUCAAACACGGACACACACGAAAAGUGGGACUUAAAAGAGGGCUUACUAUUGAAAUGCCGGAUGCCGGACUCAUGCCCCACCAGGAGGGUGCUCGUCAGCGACCCGUUCGGCACGAGGCGUAGAGGAGCACAGCGAGCUCGUUGGCUGGAUCAGGUGGAGUCGAACCUGUCGGAGAUAGGAUGCAGCCGUGGUUGGAGGACUGCAGCUCAGGACCGAGUUUCCUGGAAACGGAUUGGCGACCUGGCCAUGUCUACUAGACGUGCUCGUACAUGAGCAGGCCAAGAAGAAGAAGAAGAAGACUAUUAAAAGUUACGUGAAGGUUUCAAAUACAGGAACCAGUUCCAGAUUAAGCACUACGCAAACUAAGGGGCCGCGUGGGGCCCUGAGGUCUCGAGGGGUUCCGAAAAAAGGGAUCCACCCCCCACUCACAAGUAGAUUUGCUUCUCAAUUCUUCACAAGUUUAGAAUUCUUUAUACAUUUUCGCGGUAGACACUUCAGAAAUGCCUAGAUUCGUAUGACUGCUUAGAGUCUCUACUGUUUGUUUAUCUACCUACUCUACUGUAUGUUUGUGUGUUUAUCCGCCACUGACAGGAACCACGAUGAAUAACAAACAUGUGUAAGUGUUUAAGCGGUCUCAUGGUACAGUCG